AAAAUGUAGUACCUCACUAUGUCCAGCAGAGGCCGACACACUUCAGUCUAACAGAGGUCUGGGACAAGAAUAUAGUUGGACGGAAGGUGGAUGGAUGAACAGAUGGAUGAAUGGAGGUGGUGGACGUACCCUGGAGUGUGGAAGGAAACCGUUGGGAAUAUACACCAGAGACCUUUUUAAUAAUAUUGACCUACAAGUAUUGCAUUGCAGCAUUACUAGUGUUUCUCUACCAAUACAACUGUGAACGUAAUCACGCUUUUGACCUUAAAAAAUGCCUUGCAUUUGGCAGAUGCAAAUAUGUGCGUUCCCUGGAAUCAAACACACAAAUUAAUGUCUACCUAGGGUUUCUCUACCAAUAAAACUGAAGAAAAUAUCGCAACUAAACAAAGAAUGACAUCUCAGAUAGCGCUAGCUGUAACGCUCUCCGUUCUUAUCCUUCUCACAGUCAGUGGGAAUAUUUUGGUUUGUCUGGCUGUGUACUCUACGAGACGCCUGCGUAACGUCACCAACUGCUUCAUCGUCUCGUUAGCAAUUACAGACUUUCUACUGGGUGCCCUCGUGCUGCCAUUUUCCACGCUUUACCAAGUUACGGGUGAAUGGCCACUGGGGGCGCACUUCUGCAACAUCUACAUUUCAUUGGACGUCAUGCUGUGCACUGCCUCCAUACUCAAUCUCUUCGCUAUCAGCUUGGAUCGUUACUUUGCGGUCACCGCCCCGCUGCGCUACCCAAUGCUUCUGCUUCCGUGGCGCGUUGGCGCGAUUUUAGCGACAAUCUGGCUGGUUUCGGUGGGCGUUUCGUUUGUACCCAUCCACCUGGGCUGGAAUACACGUGACUUGAGCGUGCAAAAUAUUCGAGAGGGCGACCCUGCGCGAGACUGCCGAUUCGAGUUGAAUCCAACGUACGUAUUGGUCGAUGCCUUUGCAACGUUUUAUCUCCCCCUGGUGGCCAUGUGCUGGAGCUACCACCGAGUUUUUCUCAUUGCACGGAUGCAGGCGAAACGGAACAUUUCUACUCGACGGGGUUCGUCGUCGUCACCAGGCGCGACGAUUCUUGCACUGCGUGAACACAAAGCCACAGUGACACUUGCGGCGGUGCUGGGUGCAUUCGUGGUGUGCUGGUUCCCAUAUUUCACGUUUUUCACGAUAAUGGGGAUACGCAAUGAAGACAAUCCGCCACGGACGGCGCAGUCGGUGGUGCUUUGGCUAGGAUACGCAAACUCUGCGUUAAAUCCCGUACUUUAUGCCAUGCUCAACAGAGACUUCAGGUCCGCUUACACCAAGUUGCUCUGUGGAGGACGAGGGUGUAAAACACGGACGAGAACGUCAAUAUCAGCAAUGGAGGUGGGGCUAAUGAGUAGACACGCCCCACUAAAGGAGGGGCUUCGGCCUAGAACUUGUGUGCUGCUGCAAGAGAUUGAAAACGGGAAGAAGGUCGAUAGCAACACAACAACUGGUGCUACAGUUACCAUUGUAGCUAAUGGGAAUAAAAGGCCAUAACAUUUUAACUCAACAAUCUACCUCCUUAAAAAAAAAAAGGAUCAGCCAUCCAAAAGUGACUGACAAUCGACAUACAGGUGACAAUCAGAAUCUAAUGUAAUAUAUUUGAGAUCUGUUAUCUAAAAACAGAGCAAUUACAGGAUCGAUAGUCUCUACAACAGGUCAAGGAAAUUCAUGCAGCCUUCUUUUAUGGGAGGUAUUUUAACAUUACACAAAACGUAGACGCAUAUUCCCUGCCCUGACGUGUGAUAGUCUCGACACCUGCCCAGUUUGAAUGAAGAGGACGAGAAACAAAAACUGAUGAUGCAACAGUGAACAGACUGUAGCCGUCUUUUUGUCUUCAUACCUCAUUUACUAACUGUCUGUCGGCGGCCCACAGGGACCUCAAGUAUUAAGACUGUGUAACUUAAAAAUACACAGAAAAGAAAGUGUAAAUAAAAUUUGUAAUUUGCAAACUGUAACUUUUUAUAUUACCAAAUUGCUUUUCCUCUGACGCCCUCUGGUGGACAUGAGUGGUAACAAGAUCAUGUAGAAGCACUAAGAAUCAAGAAGAACUAACAAAACUUGUCUAGGUCACAUUUGACUCCAAAAUAAAAAAUAAAAAAAAUGAAUGAAUGAAUGAUAUACAUACAUACAUAAAUGCAUAUAUAUCAAAGAAAAUAAAGGCUAAAUGUGCUUGAUUGAAAAUAAUAUCCCAAAGCAAUGACAAAUACAACACUAAGAAAAUAAUGUCUUUUUUCCCCCAUUCUGGGGAAAAAUGUGACCUGGACAUGUUUUCAUGAGAUUUACUCUUCUUAUUUAUUUUUUUAUUUUAUAUGUGGAAGUUUAAGAAUUCUGUCUUGUUUUCUCUCAGAAAAAUAUGGUUGCAUGGUAAUAUUUAAAGAGUCUGAGUACAGUAUGACUGUAAAGAUGAUAAACAGUGUGUUGUGAGAUAAGCAUGUGCAUGAGUCUAAAUCUAGAUUAAAGAAUGCAAAUGGGAAGUGAAUUUAAAAAUACACA
Molecule: messenger RNA, 2496 nt
Organism: Megalobrama amblycephala (Wuchang bream)
Lineage: Eukaryota; Metazoa; Chordata; Actinopteri; Cypriniformes; Xenocyprididae
Gene: hrh2a
Product: histamine receptor H2a
Exons: 2
Coding region: 391-1497 (368 amino acids)
Biological process (GO): chemical synaptic transmission; G protein-coupled receptor signaling pathway, coupled to cyclic nucleotide second messenger
Cellular component (GO): dendrite; membrane
Molecular function (GO): G protein-coupled serotonin receptor activity; neurotransmitter receptor activity
Source: RefSeq, a predicted model, not a curated record